AUGGAAUCUGGCAUGGAAGAGAUCCCAGUUAAAGUUGCAGUUCGAAUCAGACCUCUGCUUUCCAGUGAAGUACAUGAUAACCACCAAGUCUGUGUGAGAGCAGUCCCACAUACACAACAAAUUCUCUUUAGGAAGGAACAUGCCUACACUUUUGAUUUUGUAUUUGGUGAAAUCUCAACCCAAGAGGAAGUUUAUACUGUUUGCAUUAAGCCUCUUCUGGUAUCCUUGACUGAGGGAUACAAUGCUACAGUAUUUGCAUAUGGACAAACAGGUUCUGGGAAGACUUACACCAUUGGAACUGGACAGAUUGCAUCAGUUGCAGAGAAUGAAAUGGGCAUAAUUCCACGGGCUAUUCAUGAAUUAUUUCAGCAUAUUUCUGAAAACCCUAAUGUUGACUUCCAUGUGAAAGUAUCUUAUGUAGAGGUUUACAAGGAAGAACUUCGAGACUUAUUGGAGUUGGAGACACCUGUGAAAAAAUUACGUAUCCAAGAAGAUAAAAAGGGAACUAUAGUGAUUGUUGGUGCUAAGGAAUUUCAAGUAGAAUGUGCAGAUGAAGUGAUAAGCCUGUUGGAAAGUGGCAAUUCAGCUCGUCACACAGGCAGAACACGAGUUAAUGAGCACUCUAGUCGAUCUCAUGCUGUUUUCACCAUCGGUAUUUGUCAGAAACAGUCUGCAGAAUCUCAAAAAAAGACUGAUGCUGCACAGGAUUCAUCUAGGAAAUCAGUCCCAAUGAUUGCUUCAAAGUUUCAUUUUGUGGAUUUGGCAGGAUCAGAGAGGGUGACAAAGACUGGAAGUACUGGUGAACGCUUUAAAGAAUCAGUUCAGAUAAAUAGUGGUCUGCUUGUCUUGGGAAAUGUCAUCAGAGCCCUUGGAGACCCAAAAAAGAAAAGGGGACAUAUUCCAUACAGGGAUGCUAAAAUCACUCAUAUUCUGAAAGACUCUCUUGGAGGAAGUUCCAAGACUGUCAUGAUAACAUGUAUAAGUCCAUCCUCAUCAGACUUACAUGAAUCUUUACAUUCCCUCAAAUAUGCCAACAGAGUCAAAAACAUUAGAAAUAAAGUAGUUGUAAACUACAACCUGGAUCAUGACCAGACUGAUGAAAUGGAACUUGAAAAGAGAUGGCUUCUAGGAGCUUUGCAGUGUUCACAUGACUUAAAUCAAGAAAGAAUUUGUGUCAGGUCACUGCAGGAGCAGAACACCCAGCUUCAGUUUCAAUGUGUGAAUUAUAGAAACUGUGUAGAUGAAGUCUUCUCAUUUCUGGUUGAUUUGAACAAUAAUGUUAGCUUGAAAAGAAGCCAGCAGGACAGGUUGCAGAGAUUGAUCACCAUGAUACAGGAAGUAAGGAAGGAAGCUCUCACCACACAGGAAACUGACACAGAGACUGGGACCAGCCAAGCGCCACAUGACAUCACAAUUCUCCAACUAAACAGGGAACUAAAGAAACAUGAGCAGAGUGUAGUGAUGGAUGAAGAAGUAUUUAGCCUGAAGAAUCAGGAACCGCAUACACUGCAGGACCAGAGAAAGACAUUACUACAGGAAAAUGAGGAACUACUGGAAUCUUUAAAGGAGGCUCGAGAAACACGUAAGUUACAGAUAAAACAGAACAAGAAUUUAAACCACUGGUGUAACACUGCUACAGUUACAAAACAACAAAAUGUUGAUUCUCCUUUGAAACUGGAGGAGAACUAUAAUAUAUUCCUGGAGAACGUUUUACUUGUCCUAGAACAAGAUAGGGAAGGUAUUGCAGAAACCUUGAAAGGCUGUGAAGUAAAUGUCCAGCAACUGGAAAAAGACACAUUUCUCUACAAGAAAACCAGCAGAGAGCUGAAGAAGAAAUUGAAGGUCCGCUCUGGAGAGUCAUCCCAUCAAUUAUUGGCAUCCACUAAAUGUCACAGUGCUGGUGACAAGACAGCUAGUCAAGAUGAAGCAGAAGUUGCUUCUGAAGGAUUCAAGUCAACAUUAAACACCAAAACAAAUAGUCAACCAGGGAAAAUAAAAGAAACAGACAAAAUAAGUAGUUUCAAUGCACAGCAGAAUUCAUACGAGCUUGGUGAUCAUCUUACAGAAUUUGGGUGCAACAAAGGAUGUUUGUCAAGUGCUGGUGAUGACAGAAGAGGAACAGAUGAAGCUCAACCUUCAGAAUCUCAUCUGCAGCUACCUUCUGCCACUGACAGAAGAGAAACCAUAACACAGUUUCAAGGAGUAACUCCAAUACCACUAUCUCGCCGAGAGCUACGUUGUAUUCCUCCCUCUGAAUUAUCUUUGAGACGAUUCAGCCUUGGAGUUGGUGUCAGUUCUAUUGCUCCAGAUUCCAUCGAAAUGGACAAAAAAUGA
Molecule: messenger RNA, 2334 nt
Organism: Chaetura pelagica (chimney swift)
Lineage: Eukaryota; Metazoa; Chordata; Aves; Apodiformes; Apodidae
Gene: KIF27
Product: kinesin family member 27
Exons: 7
Coding region: 1-2334 (777 amino acids)
Biological process (GO): microtubule-based movement; mitotic spindle organization
Molecular function (GO): microtubule motor activity; ATP binding; microtubule binding
Source: RefSeq, a predicted model, not a curated record